Messenger RNA from Spirodela intermedia, 2563 nucleotides. The record is from the annotation of a GenBank genome assembly. Lineage: Eukaryota; Viridiplantae; Streptophyta; Magnoliopsida; Alismatales; Araceae.
AUGGCUUGCCUUGCGCAUGGUACCCUCGUAAAUUCGGGCUUUCCAGAAACCCGAAGUUCGAUGACCUCUCUGAAGAACCGCCUCCAUUUCAGCUUGAAUGCUUCGGCCUCAAUUCUCAGCUGUCAGAGAUGGAGCUCUCUUUCACCUCUCCACGUUAGGAAAUCUCAUGUGCCCUCUUGUUGGAAUUCUGCUGCGAGUGUCUCGAAUCUGUCCAACGGUGUUCUUGGCGUAUCCGCUUCAUCUAGCAACGAAAAUGGAAACGCCACCGGUAAGAAUGCUAAUCUUUUUAAGCUAUGUAUUGGGCAAAAUUAUCCUCCUUUUCUUGUUCUAAAAAUGCUAAUCUUUCUUUUCUGUAAUACGUCCGAAUGGCCAAAAUUAGUUAUUCUUCUCGGCAGCUUGUGAGUUUGAGUAGCAUUACUAGCUGUUACUCUUGUUCUACUGACCCAUAAUUAGCCCACCAAUAGUCGUAGAUUAUUGAUGCCUUUUUAUGGUAAUCAAGCAAGAACACAAGAACAGGUCCACAAGUGAUCGCCCAUAAGAGAAAGUCGGCCUUUUCCUUCUUGAUAUAUAUAUAUUAGUUUUGCAUGAAAACCGAAUGAUCUUGGGCAUUCACUCUUGUGAAAAAUGGAAUGGUAUUUCAUAAGAAAAUCCUCUUCGCCACGAGACGUUGACUUUACACAUCAUGAUAUUCUCCAGCAUUCAUCCUGGCAACAACCUUCCCCUGACAAUGUCUUAACCCUUCACUUCUAAUGAAAUCCAAUUUUUGUGUGAUCUGUACUGUAGAGGACAGAGUGUCGGCGCUGGUCAUAGGCGGCGGUGGCAGAGAGCACGCACUGUGCUACGCCCUGCAGAGAUCCCCAUCAUGCGAUGCUGUGUUCUGUGCCCCGGGCAACGCGGGCAUUUCCAGCUCUGGGAGCGCCACCUGUUUACCAGAGCUUGACAUUUCAGACAGCUCAGCUGUGGCCUUCUUUUGCCGAGAGUGGGGAGUUGGCCUGGUGGUGAUCGGACCAGAGGCCCCCCUGGUUGCCGGCCUGGCGAAUGACCUCGUCAAGGCAGGGAUUCCCACAUUCGGCCCCUCGGCGGAGGCUGCAGCAUUGGAGGGUUCAAAGGACUUCAUGAAGAAGCUAUGCGACAAAUAUGGGAUUCCCACUGCUAAGGUAGAUUUUUUUAUCCCUGAUUCAUUCAAACAACGAUGGAGUGCGAUUUUUUUAAAAAAAUUGUUAGAAAUUUAUAACUACUAUUAUUUUAGUCAUAAUAAUGAUGAGAACUUGCUGUAAUAGGAUGAUUAUGGCGUGAAAGUUUACAAUAUUUUAUAAUCCGAUGAGUUCUCUCAUCCGAAUUUUAUCUAUAUUAUUUAUUAGUAAGCUAGUUUAUUAUUGAUCAUCUGGUUUGAUUGCCUGGUCUUCUUCUCAACUAAAAAAUACGAUUUUUUUUAUUUUUCUUAUUUUUUUCCUGCUUGAGUUCUGAGAUUCGAAUCGUAUAACUGAAUUCUUCAUCUUUUUCUUUUUUUUUAUUUGGGGGGGGUUUGGGGGUGGUGAUUAUUUCAGUACCAAACAUUCACAGAAGCAUCGGAUGCGAAGAGCUACAUCAAGGAGCAAGGAGUACCGAUUGUUGUCAAGGCCGACGGCUUGGCCGCCGGGAAAGGCGUGGUGGUCGCUUUAACCUUGGAGGAGGCCUAUGAAGCUGUGGACUCUAUGCUUCUCGGCGGUGCUUUCGGCUCUGCCGGAUCUCGGGUCAUCAUCGAAGAGUUCCUAGAGGGAGAGGAAGCUUCCUUCUUCGCCCUGGUCGAUGGCGAGAACGCUCUGCCUCUUGAAUCUGCUCAGGACCACAAGAGGGUUGGCGACGGAGACACCGGCCCGAACACUGGCGGCAUGGGUGCCUACUCGCCCGCGCCGAUUCUGACCAGCGAGCUCCAGUCUCUAGCCAUGGACUCGAUCAUCCUUCCCACCGUAAAAGGGAUGGCCGCAGAGGGCUGCAGAUUCGUCGGCGUCCUCUAUGCCGGCCUCAUGAUCGAGAAGAAGACCGGGCUGCCGAAGCUCCUCGAGUACAACGUCCGCUUCGGCGAUCCCGAAUGUCAGGUCAAAGAUCUAACCAAGAAAGCUGGCCUCCGCAGAUUGUUUUCUAUGCUUGGGUGUGUAAUGGUUAACAUCCACAGGUUCUGAUGGUCCGCUUGGAGUCGGACCUGGCGCAGGUCCUCCUGGCAGCAUGCCGAGGGGAGCUGCCCUCUGUGUCUCUGAAAUGGGCUCCUGGGUCGGCCAUGGUCGUCGUGAUGGCGAGCAGGGGCUAUCCAGGCACCUAUGAGAAGGGGACGAUCAUCAAGAACCUUGACGACGCAGAGCAAGUUUCUCCAUCUGUGAAGGUGUUCCAUGCAGGCACUGCUCUCGAUGCUGAUGGCAACUUCGUUGCGGCUGGCGGCCGGGUGCUCGGCGUCACGGCCAAAGGGGAGACCUUGGAAGAAGCCCGCGAGAGGGCUUAUGAUGCUGUUGGAGUCAUCAGCUGGCCCGGCGGGUUCUACCGGAGGGACAUCGGCUGGCGGGCUCUGAGGCAGCACGUUUCCAAGUAA